AAACCGUCCCAUACGUCAAACCAAACCACACCAAGCGAGCAAGAAGAAAGCGUCCGUCAGUUGCUGUUUGAGUAGGGUUUGUUGUUUACUUGUUUGAUUUGAAAUAUGAAAAUGCAAAUAUACGAAUUUAUCAAACGUUUGUUAAAACUUUAAUAUCUACAUCAAAAGACUUUACAUGUAGUUUGUGAUGUGAGUGUUGUUUUCUGUUUGUGGCGAAUUAAACUGAAUUCGUAACUGGCUUAAAACAUGACGUGCUUCUUAAUAUUGCAAAGUUAUAGUAAGUUUCAAUACUGUCUUAUUGCUCUACAUUCGAAAGGCUUAUGUAAUUUGUUAUUAUAAACAAACGAAGCCACUGUUUACAAAAAAUUUAAAUUCAAGUGGUGUAGUGACUCAGUUGGGAACAGUCAGUGACAACAUGAAUAUUGUGCUCAAAGUGUUCAGGACGAGUUGUGGUUAUUUGUUGAUAGUGUUCCUAAAUAAUUUGCGUUUUAGUACUUGAACGUUGAUCUUAAUUUUUGGUUAGAAUGAGGGAGGACAGGAAGACUAUAAAAUAACCAUCGUGGAGCACUUGGUGGGAGGCGGUGGUGCGGGCGGCUUGCUGCCCGGCGCUUCGCCUGUGCAGCACCCGCCCAGCAUGCUGCAACCCAUGGAGGAGAUGAUCCUCCCACCCAAACGACAAGCUGUUGUGGACCGGCUGAGACGAAGAAUCGAAACUUAUCGUCGUCGUCAGUCAGAGUGCGUCCCGAGGUUCGACCAGUCUUUCACCGGCGCAUGUGAGCAGCAGAACUUGGAGACCAGUGCACUGCAAAAACGAUUUUUGGAAGGGAAAGCUAAGAGGCACGCUAAGAAGAGCGAGCGAAAACCCGACCUGCCGGCCAUUAGUGGCGUCCAUAGCAGUGUUCACGUGCAACAAAAAUUCGGUUGCGGUGACUAUGAGCCUCCAGCUAAAAUACAAUGCACUGGAGGAGCAGGUGGGGGCGGCGCUGGAGAAGCUCUCACCAAAUUCUCAGUGGAGAUCGUCCAGCAGUUGGAAUUUACCACGUCUGCCGCCGACUCCCAUCCUCAGCAAAUUUCCACCAACGUUACUGUGAAAGCCCUAGCGAAUGCAGUGAAAACUUCCAGCUCUCCACCGCCGCAACAACCACCGCCCAGAGCACCUUCUCCCUUGGAUUGUGAAAGAGAAUGCAAAGCCGAAUGCAAAUCAGAAGUAGCCGAUGACGAAUUCGUCGGCCUUGACGAGUGUGCCGCCGCCCUCGAGAGGGACGCAGCAUCCGCUUUUUCGAGCCUUGCCGAUUUGAUCGGCGAAGAUGAAGGUGAUGAUGCCUUCGAGCACUUGAUCACUGAGAUAUCGGGCUACUCGGAGUUUAUGAAGGACUUUGACCUGGAUGGGAGUAAAUUGAACGGCAGUGGCGGGUUGGGGUUGGAGCCUUCAGAGGGUGAGCCGGCACCGAGACCGUACGGAGGCGGAGAGAUGUCCCCGGCGGCGCAGACCCUGAAGCAUAUGGCGGAGCAGCACCAGCAGGCGGCGGGCGGCGACUGGGCGCGCUACCGCGGCUACGCCGGCUACCGCCCGCGGCCCGCGCCGCCGUCCAUCGACCACUUACACAUGUCGCAGCAGCAGCAGUUGCAUUUAUCGCAACCCCACCACAACCUACAGGUGUCAGCGGCUCAACACAUGGCGGUGAGCGGAGCGGCGGGCGGCGGCGGGCACGUGUCAGUGGCGGCGCACCAGGGCAUGUACGCCAGCUUCCAGCACCAGGGCACGCCCUCACCGCAGCAUCAUCAAGGAAACGGUUGCGAUAGUUACUCGAUGUCGCAGUCGCAGAGCAUUAACUUCUCUCAGGGCAUGCGGCCGCGACCGCAGGCCCCGGGCUCCGCCCCGCAGGCGCCGGCCCCUGGCCCCGGUCCCCAGCAGCCGCUCGGCGUCGCAGCAGCGGGCCUUUCGAGGGAGCAGCAAGCGAAAAUGUUGCAACAACAACAACAGCAAAUGUUGCGCGCUCAACAACAACAGAUGCGGCCGCCGCCUCCAGAGUACAAGGCGCGAUUCGUAGGAGGUCCGGGGGGAGUGGUGGGGGGUCCGGGCGGAGUGGUGGGGCCGGGAGUGACGGGGCCUCGUCGCGCUGCACCAGCCCCACCGCGGCCCUUCCCGCCGCACGCGAGGCCGUACUCGCCCGAGUGGCGACAUGUUCUCAUGCAGCAGCAGGCGGCGGCUAGGCAGCAGUUCCCGCAUCAUCACCAAGGUUUCAACAUGGGUUCAAUGAGCGGGGGCAUGACUCAGCAGAUGCAGUUGCAACAGGCGCGGUUACAGCAACAACAACUCAUGCAACAUCAGCAACAACAGAGAACAUCUAAUCAGCAACAGUCUCCGAUGUCACAUCUAAUUAUGCAACAGAAUCAAAUGAUGAAUGUGCAAGGACAGAUGCCAAAUAUACACAUGAGUCAGUCGCAAAGCAUGUCCAUGCAGCAAGGCGGCAUGUCGAGCAUGGGCGGCGGCAUGCACUCGCAGGGCAGCGCCAUGCCGCAGAGCAUGAUGCCGCAGAACGGCAUGCAGUCCAACCAUAGUUUCCCUUCGCUACACAAUUCGUCUUCCUUCACGGGACAAACUGCAGAGUUCAACCUGGACUUCCUCGACAAUAUGCCUUCCACGGACGCAAGCAACCUUACCGCACAGGAACUCCUCAACUCUUUAGACAAUUCCUUUUUGAAUGAUAUACUCUAAAAUGACCAAUCAAAUAAUUUUAUUUGAAGUCGAGAAACUCUCUUUUGAAUGGAUUGGAGGACAUUGAAACUGAAGUGCGACCAAUUCAUGUAACGACCAAAGUUAUCAAAGGAAUUUAACAUCAGAAUUUAAUGUGCUUAAAAGACAUUUAUAGUGUACCUAUCGUAAAUUUUUCCGAAGUUCUUUUGUAAAUAUUUUAUUGUAAUUUUAAGAUGUUUGUUCAAUAUUAUGAUAUCAGUGAGUGAUACGGUCUGUUCAAACCACAGACUGCGAGACUAUCAAGAAGCGAGUAGACUAAUGUAUAUUUAUUGCUGAUAUGAUAAGUUAUGGGAAGGAAUAAGAAAGCACAAAAGACAAUGAUCAACUAUUUUAAUUAUUUAAUAAUAUAUUCAAAGAAUUUGGCCAAUAAGUUAUUUUUUACUAUUUUAUGACUUAAUCUUCCAACUCAAUAGUUUGAAUGUAUUAAUUUUGUCUGGCCGUCCACUACAGCUCUGCGGGCAACCAUUUGGGACUUGUUAACUUUGUACUGUGACACGUUUUUGGUUUCAAUUUACUUUAUAGCAACAAAAAAAAAUAUAGUGAAAUCUUAAAAGCAAACCAAAAUUCUCUUUUUAGUAUCCGAUAGGCUGGUGACAUACAUACGUUGGAACUCUGAUUCAAAUUAUUUUGUAAGGCAGGAAACUUAUCCGAUAUCCAUAGAUUUGUAUGAAUUUAACUAUUUAUUGCGAUUUCGUAUGUAUAAUUCCGGUCUAAAAAGGUUGCUCGUAAGGUGAACUUCCGCCUGGGAAUGGCCAUUAACCAAUUUAGUUUCCUUUUAUUAUAGUUCAAAUGUUAUAUGUUUUAUAGUAACAUCAUUCCUGUACCUAAGAUAAAGUAGAUAAUACUGUGAUGUCGGUCUCAAUGGUCAAUAGGUAAUAUAGAAUCAAUUAUUAUAAAUAGAAAAUAAAUAGACUAUUGUUAUUGUUAAGGAUCUCAUGUAUCAUAUAGAUGGGUUCAGGGAUUCUGGAUAUGUAGAAUUGGUUUUGCUUCCAAUAUGGAAAAUGAUUAGUAAUAUUCCCGAAUGUAUUAUUCCCCCACCCAUAGUUUCCCUUAUGAUAAUGGGCUUCUAUUUACAACAAAAUUAUUGAAAUACAAAUUGGUUGUCAAACAACUGAAAAAAGCUUACUUUACGACAUUAAUUCUGAUGCAAAACAAAAAUUUAAAUUUUUAUCACCUAAAUUUGUGAUACGUGACUAACAAGAACAAAUUAACUGUAGCAAACAAUUUUUCUUAAAAUUUACUACGAUUGUGGAUAGCAGAGUACUUACAGUAAAGUGCGAUUUAUUAUAUUUAGUUGGGAUCAUGUAAGAGAUUUUAUAAAAAUAAUGUUCAGAAAUGCCAGAUCUUGUAAAGCAAGCUUUUUAAAGAUUUUGUAUUAAAAUUUAUUGAAAAUAUAUAUGUAUAUAGUAACAAAAGUAUACAUUACCAGCUCUCUGUUAAAAUAAUAGCUGUAAAACCAAUUGUGAAUGAUAGCGACAUUCCAGAGCCAUUGUUAACAAUGUUUUUAACUUUAGGACCAAUUUUUGAUCAUUCUUUUGAAAUAAUAUU
Molecule: messenger RNA, 4306 nt
Organism: Amyelois transitella
Lineage: Eukaryota; Metazoa; Arthropoda; Insecta; Lepidoptera; Pyralidae
Product: neurogenic protein mastermind
Exons: 9
Coding region: 635-2719 (694 amino acids)
Biological process (GO): positive regulation of transcription by RNA polymerase II; Notch signaling pathway
Cellular component (GO): aryl hydrocarbon receptor complex; nuclear speck; nucleus
Molecular function (GO): nuclear receptor activity; transcription cis-regulatory region binding; transcription coactivator activity
Source: RefSeq, a predicted model, not a curated record